Manihot esculenta (cassava) is the source of this 2482-nucleotide messenger RNA. RefSeq names its product omega-hydroxypalmitate O-feruloyl transferase. Gene Ontology annotation, molecular function: acyltransferase activity, transferring groups other than amino-acyl groups. The transcript has 2 exons. Lineage: Eukaryota; Viridiplantae; Streptophyta; Magnoliopsida; Malpighiales; Euphorbiaceae. The coding region runs from base 207 to 1535 and encodes 442 amino acids. The record is from RefSeq and is a predicted model, not a curated record.
UCUUAAAUGAAGCAAUACGUUUUCUAAUAUUUCAAUGCAAUAAACUUCCAUUAAUCCACUAGAAUCAGUUGUCUUAAUGUUGUUAAAUGCUUCAGUUGACAAAUUGAGUUCAUUUAUGCCAUCAUAAAGAGUUUCUCUUUAUUUAUAACUCGGAAAGUUUUUCACUUGAAAAAGGCAAAGGUCCAGCUAAAUCUUACAAUACAAAAAUGGACAAUUUGAAGCUAGUGAAAAGAAAAUUGAUUCAACCAGAGAAACCUACCAAGAGCAGACGCAUUUUCCUAUCAAACAUAGACUUGUCUCUUGUUACAUAUCAAGAAUCCGUCUCAUUUUUUGAUCCCCCAAAGAAUAAAAUUAGCUUCUCUGAAACCUGCAAUAGCCUGUACACUGCACUCGCUCAAUUGCUAGUGCCUUACAACUUCUUUGCAGGCCGGCUUGUGCCUGCAUUAGAGGAUCAAAAUCGCUUCGAGAUAGACUGUAAUGGUGCAGGAGUUGUUGUUGCUACAGCAAAAACUAGCUCCACUCUGGGCCAGCUUGGUGAGCUUGUAGCACCCAAAUCGGAGUUCAUGCAAUUUGUCGCUUUCUUGCAUGAAGAGGAAAAAGAAGAAAUGCAGCUGCAACACAUGCCUCUUCUGCACUUACAGUUAACAGAGAUGAGAUGUGGAAGCCUGGCAUUGGCCUCCAGGUACAACCACUGUAUCCUUGAUGGCAUUGCAGUGCGUGAAUUUUCAAAGAAUUUAGCUGCUUUAACUCGAGGAGAUGAAAUUGUGAUACUGCCAAAUCCUGAUCGAACAAUCUUCAAAGCAAGAUACCCACCAAGAAUCAGUCAUCCACACCACGAGUUCUCCAUGACAACAUGCGAGACAGACAACUUAUUCACAGUUUGUGGGACAAGUGGCAUCAAUGUCAGGGCCUGGUCGCAAGACAAUAACAAGACUUUCUCGAUCUACAUGUCUCCCAGAAAGAUUGCCAGCUUGAAGAAGGCAGCUCUCCGUGAUGGGAAAUUAGAAAAAUGCAGCAGUUUCCAAGUAGUGGCUGCAAAGAUAUGGAAAGCAAGAAGCAUUGCAAUGAAAAUGGAGGAAGAGACAAACAGUACCAUGUUGUUUCCAGUGGAUGUUAGACGAAUUGUAAUCCCACCAGCCCCAUCUGGAUUUGCUGGAAAUGCAUUGGUUCCUGGAUUUGCAAGAGCAAAAGUGAAGGAAUUGAAGGAUAGAGAAGAGUGUUACCUGGUGAGAAAAGUGCAAGAAGGGAUAGAAAGAUUGGAUGAUGAGUAUGUGAGAUCUGGGAUUGAUUGGCUUGAGAUUCACAGAGGGUUGCCUUGCAGAGAAAACAGCUUUUCAGUGGUGGCUUGGUUUAGAUUGGGAAUUGAAGAAGAUGUGUUUUCAUGGGGGAAAGUUAAAUGCAUUACACCAAUUUUGACAAAUCCUAGUUUGGUCAUCCUCUUGCCAGGGCCACCAGGGGAAGGAGGCCUUCAUGUCUGCCUGCAACUGCCCGAGGAUCAAAUGAAUGAAUUUUGUAGAUUGUUGAUGGAGGAAUAAGGAGAUAUUCUCCAACUAUACCCUUAAAAGUUUUUAUAUGUUUAAAUAUUUUCAUUUUCACCUCUUUGCCAAAUAAAAGUAUGAAUUUUACAUAAAAUAUUAUUUUUUAAUAUUAAAAUCUUAAUAUUUAAUAUAAGAUUUUAUUGUUAAAAUAGUUUAUUAGAUUGUAACUUAUUUAAAUAUAAAUGUAAAACUUAAAUAUAAGAGAGGAUAAAAAAAAUUAAAUUCUCUACUAUGAGUGGUCAAAAUGCAAAUAAUAAAGAGUGAGGGGCAAAUGAAACAUUGUGUUGUUUCCUUCGCUCACCCAAGUUCUCUCCUUCUCUCUUUGCAUUUUUUCUUCGGCUAUUCUAUAGUUCAAUGCUUAGCACUUUUUUUUCCUCUUCUGUGAAUCCCAAUUGGAUUUUCCUCUUGUUUAGAGGUUGUGCUCCUUCCAUAGCACGAAUCCUUUGUUUGUGGUUUAUUAAUCUUCUGUGCUUGCAGGUUUUGAGAUUUAUGGAUCUUCUGUUUUGUCCAUGGUUAUCAUCUGGCGGAUGGCAUAAAAAGCAUGAAGCUAGUAGUAUCUCGCGAGUGAGACGUCAAAGAGCUCUACUACCUCCACCCGUCGUCGGCGCAUAGCAGAUCUGGUGUUUCUCUCCAUGGUUCAUUGCUCUGUGGCUUUUACCUUGCCUUGCUUCAGCCUCUUUUUUCUUCUUUGCUCCUCUUUAGUGUUUGCUUGCAAGUCUGCUAUCAUCGGCAACUCCUAUAGAUGGCUUUGUUGGUGGCGCUUGUCUCCGCAAAGGGCCAAUGGCGAUGACGCCAGUUCGUUGAUUUGUUAUGCUUAGAGUUUCUUUCUUUUCAGUGGACUGGGAUGACUUGAAAUGGGGAUGGUCUUCUUGUAUUUGGACUAGGCUUGGGCUAAGCUUGAUCAAUACUGUAUAAUUUAUUGGGGAUUUGGUUUUUUGCCAUUA